AAUAUACAAAGGCAGUUUAUAACAAUUUUAGUUUUUUAUUUAAUGUUGGUUACAGAAACAAAAUGGUCACCAUUCUUUGGGGAAUUAAAGAGAAGAAUAGGUUAUUAAAUAUAUUAUAAAUCCCCUCUAUGGGUGGGAUAGAUUUGUCUUAACUAUACAUUAGGAUGCCUUCAGCCUUUUUAAAAGGUAGCUUCUCACUAGGUGGUGUUCUGAAAUAAUGUAUCGCUAUAUAAGGAGUUGAAAGAUUUUUUCUGUAAAAAGCCAGAUAGUAAAUAUUUUAGCCUUUGGAGGCUUCGAAGUCACAACUACUUAGCUCUGUUGUUGUAGUGUCCUUGUAACGUAAAAGCAGCCAUGGACACUGUGUAGCGAAACUGUUCAGGGAAACUUUAUCUACAAAAACAAGUGGUGGGCCACAUGUAGUGGGUAAGCCAAAAUUGCCCACUCCUAUUCCAUCUGAAUAUGGUCACCACUAGAUAGCUUGUAAGAAACCUAAAAGGUAAAGACUAAGAACAGUGUUCUUCCAAGUGUGUUCUUUGUAGUACUCACAAGAGAGUCCUGGAGCCUCCCCAGCUUCCAGUGUGUCAGAAUCCUUGGGGAUGGGGAGAAGUGGAGCUGGAAACCUUUUGUGGUUUUGUUGCUGUUUGUUUGUUUUGAACAGAUGAGUCUUACAAACUAAAAUUUCAGAACUACUGGCAAAGAUGGCUGAUGACAUAUAGCAGCAAACAUUUACUACAACUCAAGGAAGUUGGUGGCAGGGGUGAAGGAUGAGGGACUGAGGCUGCAGGUACACAGCUCAGUGAGAGGUGGGCUCCUAGAGACAGGACUGGGGCCUGUGAGGCUGAGUGCUGUACCAGGGCCAGCUGCAGAGCCCUGACCUUGGGCCACCUGCGCCCUUAUGAAUUAAAAAAAAAAAAGAAAGAAAGAAAGAAAAGAAAAGAUAAAUAGAAAUCCCUGUCCGCAUAGAACUUAAAGUCUAUUAAAGGAAACAGUAACAAAAUAAUUAUUUUUUUUAAAUAUGAUAUAUUAGAUUGUGAUAAUGAGGGAGAAAAAUGAAACCUAAAAGGAAAAUAGGCAUUAUUGCCAAAGUUUUGGAUAAGGUGGUCAGAUAUAUAAGGUCAUUAUAGGAAUUUUGGGCUUUACUCUGAGUGGAGGGUUUUAACAGUCUUAUUCUGGCUGCUCUGUUGAGAUUAGUCUAUAGGAGGGAAGGGGGGAAAUGGGGAGACUACAGGGAGAUUGCUAUGUUCUGGACUAAGGUAGUAAGAGUGGUGAGAAGUGGUUGGAUUCCAGAUAUAUUUUCAAGCUUGAGCCAACAGAUAGUGGUGAUUGUUUGGAUAUGUGUUGUGAGAGAAAAAGACUACAAGGGUGACUACAAGGCUUUUGACCUACUCAUAUGGAAGAAUGGAGUUGACAUUUACUGAUGUAAAUCAAACUUCAAGAGGAGGUAUGAGGGAGAAUACCUGAAACUUAAUUUUGAACUUGUUAAGACUAAGAUGGCUAUUAGAGAUUCAGGAGAUGUUGAGUAGGGAACACAAUAUCAGUCUGAAGUUUUAUGGUUCAGGCUUGGGCUAGAGUCAUUUAGGAGUUAUUAGCAUGUGGAUAAUAUUUAGAGCUCUGAGCCUGGAAGAGAACACCAAGAUAGUAUAGAUGGAGACAAGAAGGUCUACAGUGGACCUAGUGCACUCUAACGUCAAGAAGCCGGGGAGAUGAGGAGGGAGCAGUGAAGAAAAAUGAGAAGGAGCAGGCCAAGAGAUAAGAAAACCAGGUAAUGUGGUAUCCUGGAAGCCACAUGGAGAAAAUGUUUCAAGGGGAGGAAUAUUCAGCUGUGCCAAAUGCUACUGAUAGUUUAAAUUAGUUGAAGACUGACAAUUGACCAUUGAAUUUUAACAAAUAGGUAAUUUGUGGCCUUGAUAAGGCCAGUUUCAGUGUAGUGAUGAGCAUGAAAGCCUGCUAAAAGUAGAUUCAGGAUAAAGUGGGAAGAGAGAAAGGGGAGACAGCAAGUGUGCCUAACAUUGAGUUUUGCUCUAAAGGGAAAGCAAGAGAUGAUGCUGUAGUUAGAGCGAGAAGUCGGGAGGCCAAAGAAAUGCUGCUGGGAGUGAAGUGUUGGCUAUUAUAAACUGUUCAUCCCUGCCGAGGAACAAAGAAAACAGCUCUGCUGGUGCCUGUGAGAAGAGCAUAUAGGCUAUUGCGAGCCUUUUAUGUCACCUCGGUACCCUGGAGGUCCAAGGCCCCCAUUGAGGAUACCUAACCAGGCACUUGGUGGUGUCCCAGGAAGUCAGCCAUUACUUCCAAGUGGAAUGGACCCAACUCGACAACAAGGACAUCCAAAUAUGGGUGGGCCAAUGCAGAGAAUGACUCCUCCAAGAGGAAUGGUGCCCUUAGGACCACAGUCUGACCCUUGGUUAUCAUUACAGAACUAUGGAGGUGCAAUGAGACCCCCACUGAAUGCUUUAGGUGGCCCUGGAAUGCCCGGAAUGAACAUGGGUCCAGGUGGUGGUAGACCUUGGCCAAACCCAACAAAUGCCAAUUCAAUACCAUACUCCUCAGCAUCUCCUGGGAAUUAUGUAGGUCCUCCAGGAGGUGGAGGGCCACCAGGAACACCCAUCAUGCCUAGUCCAGCAGAUUCAACCAACUCUGGAGACAACAUGUAUACUUUAAUGAAUGCAGUACCUCCUGGACCUAACAGGCCCAAUUUUCCAAUGGGCCCUGGGUCAGAUGGUCCCAUGGGUGGAUUAGGAGGAAUGGAGUCACAUCACAUGAAUGGCUCUUUAGGGUCAGGAGAUAUGGACAGUAUUUCCAAGAAUUCACCCAAUAAUAUGAGCCUGAGCAAUCAACCGGGCACUCCAAGGGAUGAUGGCGAAAUGGGGGGAAAUUUCUUAAAUCCUUUUCAGAGUGAGAGUUACUCCCCUAGCAUGACAAUGAGUGUGUGAUCCAUUACCAAGUCUCCUCAUGAAAACCACAGUGAGUCAGCCCUUCACAGAACUACUACGGAAGAAAAUUAUUCAUCACAGUGUACAGUUAAACAAAGGAAUCUCAGUCACACCAAACCAACCUUUUUAUUUCCUGCUCUCUCCCCUAUUUUUUGAAGAAAGCGGGUCCAAACGUGAUUCAAACAACUGUACAGAGCGGCAUAUUAGAAUUGCCCUAAACUGAACUGCAAAUAAUUAUCUGUGUAUGUAUAUGUGUGGGUCAGAGAAUGUAUUGUAUAUGUGUAUGUUAUACGGACAUAUGCACAUACAUACAUUGACCCACAGGACAUUGUAAAAUAUUAUUACAUGACAUCUUAAGUAGAAGUAAGUAGGGACUUUUAUUCCAUCCUUUUUUUCACGUUUACAUUUUAAUUAUUAAAAGUUGCUCCUGCCCCUCCCUGAACUAUUUUGUGCUGUGUAUAUCACUGCUUUAUAUAAGUUAUUUUUUAAGGUGAACUCAGAUGUUAUGGUUUUGUAAAUGUCUGCAAUCAUGGAUAGGAAUAAAAUUGCUUAUUUGAGAGCUUUCAUUAAAUUGCGUCUGAUGCAAGUUA
Messenger RNA from Acinonyx jubatus (cheetah), 3517 nucleotides. It is a transcript of the gene SSBP2, whose product is annotated as single stranded DNA binding protein 2. Gene Ontology annotation, biological process: positive regulation of transcription by RNA polymerase II. NCBI's taxonomy places the organism in Eukaryota, Metazoa, Chordata, Mammalia, Carnivora, Felidae. The transcript is spliced from 13 exons. Gene Ontology annotation, molecular function: single-stranded DNA binding; protein binding. The coding region runs from base 2196 to 2927 and encodes 243 amino acids. The record is from RefSeq and is a predicted model, not a curated record. Gene Ontology annotation, cellular component: nucleus.